Molecule: messenger RNA, 2905 nt
Organism: Toxorhynchites rutilus septentrionalis
Lineage: Eukaryota; Metazoa; Arthropoda; Insecta; Diptera; Culicidae
Exons: 4
Coding region: 1032-2288 (418 amino acids)
Source: RefSeq, a predicted model, not a curated record
CAUUAUCCGAGUUAGGUGUUUGCUUUCGAGCAUUAGUGAAAUCUAGUAUCAGCUUUUCGAUAUAGCGUUCAUGACGCAGAAAUUUACCAUCGACGAAAUUCGCGCCACACAUGUCUUCGAUCAUGUUGUACAUCCAUGAUAUUACUAGAUCCCGCAUUGGUACCGCGAAGCACAGGAAAAUCUCGGUAAAUUCUAGCAGUGCUUGGUGGAAUAGUUCUACACAUUUUUCGUGAAUAAACUGGAAGCCAACACUGGUAUGGUAGCUUAUUUGCGAGUAGAUAUCUGGUGCAAUCGAGAUAAUUUUCCUGCGCAUUUCGACUUCUGCACUUUUGUGUAUGGCAUAAGUCAUCAGUGAAUUGAUCAGUUUAAUAACGCACUCUUUAUUAACCAAAUCGGUGAACUCGAGUGGCACUGGAAUUGGUCUCCGUUCUGGCCUAAAAGCAGUUGAAGCAGCAACUGUAGUUAUUGGAGUAGGAGGAGCGACAGUAUUCGAAAGCCCUUGUUCGCGAUCGUGUACAGCUGAGCAGGAGUCAACAUUUAAACGCUUUUUUUAAUGUUCUGUCAAGAUUUGCUGAAAAUUUUGCUUCUGUUUCGCUGUUUGCCCACGGUAUAAAGACGUUCAUUACUCGCGCUGUUCUGCUAUUUGUUUACCUCGAUAUGGAUAAAAUAUAUAAAAAGUAUAAAAAAGUGGAGCGUAUCACCGAAAAUUGAUAAAAACACGUAAGCAAUAUGAAAACACUCUAAGGCAUUUAUAUUCCCAAACUUACUCGGGAAACAGCAAUUAUGGCUCAGAUUCCGAUUCAGUACCAGAAAAUUCUUCCAUUCGGCAAAAUGUUGAAACACACAAGAAUACACCAGCAAGUAUUAAUGAUAUUUUCAUUAACCUCGUCUCUGAAGUAUCUAAUGAUGACAACAAACAUAAACAACGAACAACGAACGAAACAUUUUGUGAACCACCAAACGAAUCGUCUAAAGAUUUAAGUGACUUUCAUAAUCCUCAGCACAGCAGUAAUUCAGAUGAAGCCCUACGAAUGUGGGCGCUUCGUCAUAAUAUAACUCAUCAUGCUUUAAAAGAUUUACUUAUAUUGAUCAAACAACAAUACCAUGACGACAACCUGCCUUUGGAUCCAAGAACCCUUCUUGAAACUCCACAAAGUACCGGUAAACUGUGCAUACCGAUAGGGGGUGGUAAAUAUUGGCAUCACGGAUUUAAAGCAUGUUUGGAGAAAUGGUUCAAAAAUUUAUCUACUGAUAUUAUGAUUAGUAUCAAUAUUAACAUUGAUGGUUUACCCGUACAUAAAAGCUCUAAGUUUCAACUUUGGCCAAUUUUAUGCAACGUUCAUGAAUUUCCUUACUUGCAAGCAUUGCCAAUAGGAAUAUUCUAUGGGAAGAGCAAACCUACAGACGUCAACGAGUUCCUAACACCUUUCGUAGAUGAAAUCAUUCCUUGUCUAGAAAAUGGCAUUGUCGUUAAUGAUCACACUAUCAGCAUAAAAUUGAGAUGCUUCAUCUGCGAUUCUCCAGCGCGAGCUUUCGUCAAAGGAGUCGUGAACUUCAACGGAAAAGAUGGAUGCCUGAAGUGUACAAUAAAUGGAGAGUAUUCUUAUUUGUCUCGCACGGUAGUGUUUCCUUCUCUCCAUUGUCCAUUGCGCACUGAUGCGAUAUUCCGUAGGAAAGGUUAUGGGAAGCAUCACACCACUCAGGAAUCACCUUUACAAAGAAUUCCAGGCCUCGAUAUGAUCAAGGAUUUCGUGGUUGCCGAUCCAUUGCAUCUAUUAGAGUUAGGAGUCAUGAAACGCUUAUUAACAGGAUGGCAAGUGGGUAAUCUAGGUUAUACAGGAAAAUUCAGUAGUCAUCAUAUACAACGGUUGUCAGCUGCAAUAGGAAGCAUAAAAUUACCGAAAGAAAUCCAUCGCAAAAUGCGAGGUACCGAUUGCCUACCUUUUUGGAAAGGCACAGAGUGGCGCACAUUUCUGAACUAUCUAGGGAUUGUAGUGUUAAAGGAUGUGUUGGAUGAAACAUUAUAUAAUCAUUUCUUACUUUUAUUUACGGCAGUAACAAUUUGUUCUACUGAUAUUCAUGUAGCUCUUCGACCUUUGGCACAAGCUCUUUUUGAAAAAUUUAUUGAGGAAUUCAUUAGAAUUUACAGUACAGUACAUAACCAGCAACAUUCACAAUCUAGAACAUAUUGUUGGAGAUGUGAACCAAUUUGGUUCCUUAUAUACUAUAUCAGCAUACCCAUUCGAAAGCUACUUAUUCCAAAUCAAAAACCUCGUCCGGCAGGGUAACAAUUGUUUAGAGCAAGUUGUAAACAGGAUGCUCGAGAGGAACGCGAUACACGAGAGAGGAGACAAAAUGUCCGAAAACAUUACUCCGAAAAUAAUCAGACGAGGAUCUUAUGUUCGCUGUGAAAUUAAAAACGAAUUUAGGAUUAGCAAUUCAUUUAAAGAUGCUUGGUUCUUAACGAAAAAUUUAGAGAUUGUAAAAAUGAUAGAUGCUACGACUGAUUGUAACGGUGGUAUUACUUUGCAUGGCUGUCCCGUACAGAACUACUCCAACUUUUUCGAGCUCCCCAUUCGUUCAUCAUAUUUGUAUAUUUUUCUAGUAAAAUUAUUUUUGAAAUCAGGUAAAACAUAUAACAUAAACGAUAUUACUUGCAAAUUCGUAGCGGUUCCUUACACACAAAACACCAUUGUAUUACUUCCACUUCUCCAUACAAUUUGUGCAGGAUAAUAUCAUGAAAUAUAUCAAAAAUCACAAUCUUAUUACAUUCAUAUACUUUUUCGUGAGACAGUCUGCAAACAUUUUUAUUACAUAAAACAAGGAAAAACAGUUAUAUAUAUGUACGAUAAAUAAAAAAAGCGCUUCAAAUAAUAUGUAAAUUAUGGAAAGAAAUAAAAUACCU